AUGAUUUCUUCUUCUGCUUCUUCUUCUUCUUAUGGCGACAUCCGCGAUCAUCCGUGCAGAAAACGCAAGAGAGCUCCCAUGGAUCCAACCGAAAGGCGCUCAUGCCCCGACCUUCCUACGGAUAUUCUCUACGAGAUCGGCAAUCGCCUCGACACCCGCAUGAACGUCCUCCGCUUCCGUAGCGUCUGCUCUUCCUUCCGCUCCGCCAUCCCCGCGCCCCCCCGCCGCGAGGCCUCGCGAUUCCCUCUCCGAAUCCAGCCCGACCUCUUCCUCCGCGCGAGCACGGUCUACGCCCUCGAGACGCCGGACGGGGCCGCCGGCUCCGGCCGCCCGCAGUGGCUGCUGAUGCUCGAGGAGUCGGCGGAGCCCGGUUGUAUGAUGAUCCUCAGCCUCUACUCACAGCGGAGGAUUGCGCACAUGCUCCACAAGUUCCCGAAGGUACUCGAUUCUCGCCAAUCCCGAAUGGUUGAAAUCUGUAGACAAUACACGCUCCAUUAUAGCUAUAGAACCGAAGGCCGCCUCUUUCAAGGUGUACAGAAAGCAGUGAUGCAUCCGGAUGCCGUAGGUUCUGAUUCAGAUCAAUGUUCGGUUUAUUUCAUUGAUGAAGGUGGGGAAUUAGGUUGUUGGAAAUACGGGGAUGAGAAUUGGAGCUAUUUAGAGGUUGAUGGCAGCGACAUCGACCAGUAUGAUGACAUCGUAGCGUAUGAUGGCAAAGUCUGGGUCGUUGAUUCCGUCGGACAGAUUUUGCAGCUUCAGACAUCUUUCAGACUUCGAAGUUUCUCACUGCCGAUCUACGACAUUGGCGGUUGCCGCCGUCGCCUCUUCGACUGCUUUUCGAGGCGUUUGGUGGUAUCGGGCGGUGAUCUUUACAUAGUGUGCAGAUACACUAGCGAUGGUCCAUGUAGCCGUGGCUCGCCGGAAAAGACAAGUCAUUAUGAAGUCUUUAGAUUGGAUCAGCGACGUGCGAGAUGGGAGGAGGUGAGGAGCUUGGGCGAUUCGGCUUUCUUUCUCUGCAACUGCUGCUCGUUCGCAGUCCCGGCGCGCGAGCUCGACGGGCAUGGCGAGGGGAAUUGCAUCUACCGCGCGGAGAUUCGUUGCAUCAACUUUGAGGUGUUCAACUUGGCGAAUCGUAGCCUCAAGUGGGCGGACUAUUCUGACUUCCGGAUUGGUUUAUUGCGUUGA
Messenger RNA from Eucalyptus grandis, 1182 nucleotides. Its product is annotated as putative F-box protein At5g60060. The coding region runs from base 1 to 1182 and encodes 393 amino acids. The transcript has a single exon. Lineage: Eukaryota; Viridiplantae; Streptophyta; Magnoliopsida; Myrtales; Myrtaceae. The record is from RefSeq and is a predicted model, not a curated record. Gene Ontology annotation, molecular function: protein binding.